Messenger RNA from Paralichthys olivaceus (Japanese flounder), 1495 nucleotides. It is a transcript of the gene tmem144b, whose product is annotated as transmembrane protein 144b. Lineage: Eukaryota; Metazoa; Chordata; Actinopteri; Pleuronectiformes; Paralichthyidae. Gene Ontology annotation, biological process: carbohydrate transmembrane transport. Gene Ontology annotation, cellular component: membrane. Gene Ontology annotation, molecular function: carbohydrate transmembrane transporter activity. The record is from RefSeq and is a predicted model, not a curated record.
AUCAGACUGAGUGAUUAGACAAGUGGCAGCACCUGAUGUCAGACACUCACACACACACACACACUCAUUCACUGCCUCAGCUGGUUUUCACUCUGUGUCCACAUCAAGAAACAAUAUUUAGUUUUAACAUGGUCCAAGUGAAAUUCCCCCCUUGGCUUUUAUUAGUUGCCUGUUUGUUGAUGGUGAGCUGUCACAGCGCUCAACAAGGUUCCCGGGCUGGUGGAAAUGCAGUAUUUGGGAAACUGGAAACAUUUGAUUUCACCUUCAACUCAACGUCUAUGACUCACUUCGUCUAUGGAAUCACUGCGAGCUCAGCUGCUGUGUUGUUGUACGGAAGCACCUUCGUUUCCAUCAAAAAGAUCGAGACAGGAGAUGGCAUGUUUUUCCAGUGGGUGAACUGUGCAGCCAUAUGGGUUGUAUCUAUGGUUGGAGACUUGAUUCUAGAUUCGCCCAAAUUCCAACCUUUCGCAAUGUUCGGGGGAGCGAUCUGGGCCACAGGAAAUAUAGCCGUUGUUCCAAUCAUUAAAGCCAUCGGCCUCGGCCUUGGGAGUUUAAUUUGGGGAUCGUCUAGUUUGUUGAUGGGCUGGGCCAGUUCAAGAUUCGGCUGGUUCGGGAUUGCUCCUCAGGACGUCUCCAGGCCGAUAUUAAAUUACUGUGGAGCUGGGUUGUGUCUGCUGAGUGGGCUGAUCUUUUUCUUUGUGAAAGCAGAUGUGGACCUGCAUCCCAAUUCAGAAUCAAUUCCAUUACUUAUCGACAGGAGAACUUAUUCAGGCAGUUACGGACCGACUUCCUCCGAGUUCUGGAUAGACCACAUCGGACACAAGACCAGGCGGUUCAUAGGCUGCCUGCUGGCCGUGGUGUCCGGCCUGCUGUACGGUUCCUCCAUCACCCCCAUCCUCUACAUCAAAAGCCACUCAUCGUGCCAGGACAGCAUGUUCCAUGGAGCCAGUGACUAUGACCUCGACUAUGUUUAUGCGCAGUGCUCUGGCAUUUUUCUCACGAGCACGUUGUACUUCACCAUCUACUGCGCCGCCAUGCACAACAGACCCCGGCUUCACUCCAGGCUCAUCCUACCAGGUCUGUCGUCUGGACUGAUGUGGACCUUGGCUACGUACUGCUGGUUCCUGGCUAAUAACUACCUGAGUGCAGUCAUCACCUUCCCCAUUAUCACGGCAGGAUACGGUCUGGUUGCAGCACUCUGGGGAUCCCUGGUUUUCAAGGAGAUUAAGGGGUUAGCGAACUGCUUCAUCUUCCUCUUCGCCUCCUGCGUCGUCCUGACCGGCUCCUUGCUGACCGCCAUCUCCAAGCUUUGAUAACGAACACGUCCGUCAAUCAAAACAUCUGAGGCGUUGGUUAAAAACAAAAAAUACAGCCUUUAUUGAAAACUGUCAUAUAUACACAUGCUGCAGAUUUCCAUACAGAUGUGGUGGUUGUAUGUGUCAGCACUUGAAUUGUAUUUUUGUAAGACUCGACUAUUAAAAUAUUUAAUAUUGUA